AAAACCUCUAUGGUUUCUUAACAGAUACGGAAAGAAUCAUAUUAUGACAUCUGCCAAAUCAAUAGAAGCACAGUGUAGAUUGGAACAGCCCUAAAUUUUAGUGGAAAUCAAAUACUCUCAAAUUGCAAUUAAAUAAAGGAAUUAUAAUAAUUUCUUACACAUAAGUAUUUCAGGCUGCAAGAGUAGUUAAGAAAAAUCGUCUUCAAGAUGGGCAAUAAUCAGUCAGUACGCUCGACACACUUCCAGCCUCCAAGCAGAGAGAAAGAGGAGCCAGAUGACUUCCCUGAGGAACACCACAUCAGUAUCUCAAACAAAAUGGUUGAGCGUUUGGUAGAAGACGCGACAUUGGCAGGUGGCGCGGCAUCGAGCGCAGCUGCGCAGGCGCCGCCUCGGAGUGACUACAAAGAUAAAAUAUUCAUGGAGAAGCUCACAUGUCUCGAUGACAACCACUCCGAGAAAUUUGGAUUAACAGUAGAAGAUUUGCGCGCAACGGCGCGUCGCAUAGAACUGCGCACAGCAAACAUGGUCAGCACUGAGCCGGUGUGCGCAGAAUAUCAGGACAAGGUGAUCGACUGCUACAACACCUUCGACGGCCCUCAGAGGGUCGUCAAGUGCUGGGAUACUGUCGGUGCUUUCAAAAACUGCGUGCGAGACGCAACAACGAACCGGCUGCGCGCGCGCACGCACAAGGAAGCCCGCGAGCACGCUCGGCGCACGCGGCACGUGGCGCACGCUCGCGAACACGCGCUGCGCGACCUGGGGCCGCCGCGCCCCGAACAAGACGAAAAUAUAACCAACGAAAGCUAACUAUUUAUAACUUGUUAUAACUAUAACAACGGACAUUUUGAUAGAAAAUGAACACAAUUACCGCGGCUCGAAAAUAUUUAUUUCGAGACCCAAGGUAUCUUCUGUCCUCCCAUCUUCAAUUAGUGAUGAAAUGAUUCUACGUUUAGUAAAAAUAUACUCCGUUAUUUAUAAAAAAUAUAAAACAUAACUAAAGUAUGUUUUGUCUCGUUGCUGUGAAUGUUGUAAUGUGUGAUAGUGGCAAAAUAUACUUUAGCCUAAAGUAUGCUUUAACCUUUUUAAUAAUAACAGUGAUAGCAUCUAUCCGCCCUUUUAAAAGAUCUAAUUAUACUUACUCGACGUUUGAGUCUUCAACAAAAUGACGAGCAGUGUUAAAGGGAUUAGUAAUAAUGACAAACUGAAAAUCCCUUAAAAAUAACCCUUUCACAUUUUAAGACUCCAUGCGAC
Plodia interpunctella (Indianmeal moth) is the source of this 1251-nucleotide messenger RNA. RefSeq lists its product as uncharacterized. NCBI's taxonomy places the organism in Eukaryota, Metazoa, Arthropoda, Insecta, Lepidoptera, Pyralidae. The record is from RefSeq and is a predicted model, not a curated record. The coding region runs from base 208 to 807 and encodes 199 amino acids. The transcript is spliced from 5 exons.